Blepharisma stoltei is the source of this 1780-nucleotide messenger RNA. Lineage: Eukaryota; Ciliophora; Heterotrichea; Heterotrichida; Blepharismidae. The record is from the annotation of a GenBank genome assembly.
AUGACGGAAUUGACUUCAGAAAUUGCGCGAAAAUUGGGUUUUAACAUUCCAAGUCAUGAAGGCGAAAAUCUUAGUGAUCAGUUAAUAGAAUUAGCUUCCAACGAUGAGGUAAUACUUCAAUCUGUAGCAAAAUGGUUCAAAUUAGGACCUCUUAAAGUGUCCAUGAUAAUCAGCGAAUAUAAAAAGUCAAAAAAAAGUAGAGAUGAACGAGCUGUACAGCAAAUUAUGUCUGAAGCUGAUGAAAAUAAUCUAGAUUCAAGAAACAAUUUUAUGCCUGUGCAUGAUUUGGAAAAUCCAGUAAAUAAUGAAGAUGAGUCAGACAAAAACAAUGAGUCACAAGAAAAAGCUUCAGAAAAUUUAAGCAAAGUUAAUUUACAGGUAUCUCAAAUAUCUAUUGCCAAUCCGCAAAUUAAUUUAGAAUCUGACAAUAGACAAGCAUUUGAACAGCAAUUAGAGGCGCACAAAGAAGAAGAAAAUAUCACGGGUGCAUUUAAUGUUGGAGACAAGGUAAAUUGCACAAAUAUAAAAGAAUUUCAUAUUAUUAUAAAAAAGAAAGCUCUACAGGACGACAAAGCCAAAAUUUAUGUUAAAAGAUCUGAUUCUGCAAAAAAGUUGAUUCAGUUUGAGUGUUAUUUUUCAAGUGAGCAUGCUAAUAUUCUUUUUCCUUCUAUUAAGCCUGAGUUGUUUUGCAAGUUCAAAAUGAGUUGAAAGUAUACAUUGGAUUUAUUAGAGUCAUAUACUUUUGAGUGCAUACAUGUUCAUCAAAAUCAUAAUCAUAAAGGAAUUCCGCAAGAUCAGUGUGAUAAUUUAAUUGAAUGCGAAAUAUUGCCAAAUAGCAUCAAAGAACAAGUGAUCCAAUAUUAUAUUGAAGGAUUUACAAUUAGGCAGAUACAGUCUAUGCUAAGCGCAAAUGAUGAUUUUAAGAUAUCAAUAGAGAAAUUAUACAAUGUUGUAGAAUAUUAUGCAAAAACUCAUUCGGAAAAUUUCACCUUUGAUAGAAUAAUAUCAAGCGAAUGUCAUCAUACAAAUGCAAUAAUUGAAUUUGAUAGAGCCUUAAUGAGAUUUUUUAUUACAGAUUUAUCAAGAAUAGAGAUGUGACAAAAAUUACAAGAUGUGAUACUUAUAGACAGUACAUAUAAGGUUCAUGAAAGUUUUAGAUCUGCAGUAUUUAUUUUAACUGUAGAUCCAUAUGGAUCUAACUAUGUGCUAGCAAUGGCACUUACAAAAAAAGAAACUGAAAACGACUAUUCAUGAAUAUUUAUGAACUUUCUAAAACAUUUUCAGAGUCCACAAAUAAUUUUUGUGGAUCGCAACCAAGCACAGUAUAAUGCUCUUAGUGAUAAGUUUAGAAACUCAAAGAUAAUUUUUUGUUUAUGGCAUAUUCAAAGGAAUCUUAUAACAUACUUGACUCCUUUACAUAUUAGCUGAUCAGAAUUUAGCAUGACCUCCGGCCAGGCAGCUUCCGAGCACAUAUUUUAAUUAUAUCCGGCAAGAUAUUACUUCUUCAUGAAACAGAACAUUGAAUAUCUGACUUCAACAGUCAGGCACUCAAACAUUUCACUUAUAAUUAUAUCAUCUUUGCACUUGCUUCAAAAAAUCCAGCUUGAAUUUCUCGAGCUAAUUCUUCACAUCUUGAUUUUUUUACGACUUUAUCUUUCCUAGUGUUACUAGUGGUGUUAAUGGUGAUAGUGUUGCUAGUGGUGUUAGUGCUGAUAGUGUUGCUAGUGUUGCUAGUGAUACUAGCAUCACUAAACGCAAUAAUCUAACAGAUAUGUUGUAA